AGAAAUAAGCUACAUACCGUUAGUGUUACAACUGAUCAACAUAGAUAGAAACUUAGUGCAGCUAUUUAUUCCUUAAAAUAAUGUCUGAUUAUUACUCUGAAGAACGCUCUCGAGCACGUGGUUAUACAGAAUCUGGUUCACAUCGAUCGGAAAAGUCGUAUAGCUCGCGGGAUGAAAGUCGAUCGAGAGAUCAUUAUCGUGAAUCGUCAUCGUCAAGUGGUCGCGACAGAUCCGACCGGUAUAGCAGUCAUGGAGGAGAACGUUCCCGUGCACGCGGAUACACAGAAACAGGCUCGUUCCGCGAUGAACAUGGAAGCUCUGGGUCCCGACAUGGUUCGCGAGAAGACGGCCGACCGAAAGAUUCACGCCGUGAUUCGUCGUCGAUGGGAGGUCGUGAAAAACACGAAAAUGGUAAAGGAGGUGAGCGCCGGCGUCGCCGUGGUGGUGCUGAUGUUCUUCGUACACGCGCUUUGGACGCUCCAUCGAAGCAUGGAACUACUGGACAACCCCUGCAGUUGAACAGUAACUACUUCAAGCUACUGAAACGGAUCGAGUGGACGUUGUACCAAUAUCGGGUGGACUUCUCGCCGCAAUGUGCCAGCAUUCGACUCAUGCAGGGGCUGAUCAAUGAGCACAAGAAGGUAUUCGGGGGUUUCUUGUUCGAUGGUACUCAAUUAUUUAUGGUCCACAAGCUACGAAGUGAUCAACUGACAUUGCAAUCUAGACAUGAUCGUACAGGAGAUGUUUAUCAACUUCGCAUUGUUCACACGGGUUCGGUUGAUAUGACCAACGAAGCCGGUAUCCAGGUGCUGAAUUUGAUCCUCCGUCGUGCCAUGGCUGGUUUGGAUCUUCAGCUAGUCGGACGUAAUUUGUUUGACGCAGCUGCUAAAAUCGCGGUACGAGAGUACCAGAUCGAACUUUGGCCCGGUUACAUUACCAGUAUCCGCCAGCACGAGCAGGACAUUCUUGUCUGUUGUGAAAUCGCUCACAAAACUAUGCGAAUGCAAACCUGCUACGAUAUCUUGCGAGAUUGUCAGAAGCAUGAUCGCAACUACAAGGAAGCGUUCAAGCGCGCAGUGUUGGGUGUCGUUGUGCUGACUGGUUACAACAACAAGACCUACACCAUUCAUGAUGUUACGUUCGAAACUACUCCGGAGAGUACAUUCGAUACCAAGUCUGGUAAAACAUCAUUCAUUGAGUACUACAAACAAAAGUACAACAUUCGCAUCAGAGAUCCUCAUCAGCCGAUGUUGCUUUCACGUGCCAAGAAACGUGAAAUUCGGGCUGGAGGCAGUGAGCUUAUGGCUCUCGUUCCAGAACUAUGCCAAAUGACGGGGUUGACCGAUCAAAUGAGAACUGAUUUCAGAAUGAUGCGUGCAAUGGCUGAUCACACUCGUCUGAACCCAGAUCGACGAAUCGAACGUUUGGAAACAUUUAACCGUCGGUUGCAAACAUCACCGGAAAGUACGGAAGUCUUCAAGACUUGGCAAAUGGAGCUUGAUCGGCGACUGAUCGAUGUCCCUGGACGACUGUUGCCGCAGGAAAUGAUCUUCUUCUCAACCACGGCUAAUGGAGUACAAUCGGGUGAGAUGGCUGACUGGACGGCUCAUUUCCGUAACAACCCCAUGUUUGCCACGGUGCGACUUACUCGCUGGUACCUGAUUGUACCGAAUCGAGCUUCUCGUGAAGCCAACGACUUCUUGGGAUGCAUGAUCCAAGCCGCACGUGGUAUGCGAUUCGAAAUUAGUAACUGCGAAAUCGUCACCAUUGCGGAUGACAACCCUGGCACCUACGUACGGACCCUGGAUAAUCUGCUGAACAAAGAUCCUCAGCUGGUGAUGUGCGUGGUGACCAACAAUAAGGCCGAUCGGUACACUGCCAUAAAGAAGAAAUGUUGCAUCGAUAGGUCCAUUCCGGCGCAGGUCAUGGUUCAGAAGACAAUCACACCGAAGGGAGGUAAUGUUAGAACACUCAUGUCCGUCGCCACUAAGGUGGUCAUCCAGAUGAAUUGCAAACUUGGUGGUGUCCCCUGGAAGGUUAAAAUCCCAUUGAACGGUCUAAUGACAAUUGGAUUCGACGUUUGUCAUGAUGGAAAGGAUAGGUCAAAGUCCUACGGAGCUAUGGUAGCCACGUUUGAUCACGAUAACAAAGGUACGCCGAAGUUCUUCUCUACUGUGAGUCAGCAUACGCACGGUGAAGAGAUUUCCAAUUACCUUCCAAUCAACACUGUGAAGGCAUUGAAUGAAUAUCGCAAGGAGUACGGAGAGUUGCCCAAGCGGAUCAUCUUCUACAGAGACGGUGUUGGUGAGGGUCAGUUGAACUAUGUGUACGAACACGAGGUCAAAUCCAUAGUGGAAAAGCUGAAUCAUAUUUAUAAAUCUGCUGGGCUGGAGCAUGAAGUUAUGCUCAGUUUCUUCAUUGUGAAUAAGCGAAUCAAUACGCGUUUCUUCGAUCAUCGACAAAAUCCCAGACCCGGUACUGUAGUCGAUGAUGUUGUCACACUCCCUGAAAGAACUGAUUUCUACCUCGUAUCACAGUCGGUCCGACAGGGCACGGUUUCACCGACGGCUUACAACGUUAUCUACGACACGUCCGGGCUGAAGAUCGAUCACUUGCAGAUGCUGUCGUACAAGCAGUGCCACUUGUACUACAACUGGUCCGGCACUACCCGAGUGCCAGCGGUGUGCCAGUAUGCACACAAACUGUCUUUCCUGGUAGCGCAGUUCCUUCACCAGCCGCCAAGCAAUUUGCUGGAGAAGAAGCUCUACUUCUUGUAAACGACUGGACGCAUUCGCUUUUGAAAUACUAGUAGUGGAACAGUGUAUUAUCUGACUAAAUAAAUAUACAUUCUCAUAACAAUUUAUGAAACA
This is a messenger RNA of Armigeres subalbatus, 2870 nucleotides long. RefSeq names its product protein aubergine-like. Gene Ontology annotation, biological process: regulatory ncRNA-mediated gene silencing. Gene Ontology annotation, molecular function: protein binding; RNA endonuclease activity; piRNA binding. The record is from RefSeq and is a predicted model, not a curated record. The coding region runs from base 81 to 2777 and encodes 898 amino acids. The transcript has 5 exons. Gene Ontology annotation, cellular component: P granule. NCBI's taxonomy places the organism in Eukaryota, Metazoa, Arthropoda, Insecta, Diptera, Culicidae.